Owenia fusiformis is the source of this 2094-nucleotide messenger RNA. The record is from the annotation of a GenBank genome assembly. NCBI's taxonomy places the organism in Eukaryota, Metazoa, Annelida, Polychaeta, Sabellida, Oweniidae.
GACAAAUAAUGUUAUGCCUUUCUCAAACAGAACAGGAUGGUUCUAAAAUCAAAUAGCUUUAAGUAUUUUCCAAUACUUUCUCUGCAGCAUCCAAUGAAAUAAGGUUUCCAAAAUUUAAAAAAUAUAUUUGACGUGUUUUGAUGAGAAAGGUUUAAACAGACAUCGUUUUUUGGCCCACCACGUAGAUUGUUGCGUUUCAUAUCUGCUCUAUAUACACUCAUCCAGCAUUCAACGUCUUCAUUCAAACAAUAUGGGGUAUUCAGUUAAAUAUAAGACAUGUUCCCCGGGUUUGCAUACCAUAGUUAAAUAGUUCGUGUAGUAGGUAGAGGUAUUUCCCAUCUUUCAUCCACCUUUCAAAUCCAUCCCAAUUUAUAUGAUGCGAAUGGCUUGUUCCUUUAAAACGAAAAAUGAUAAACUGAAAUAAAAGUUGACCUUUCUAUAGGUCAAAAUAAUAAAAAUGAAGAUUCAGAUGUACUUUAUAGUUUUGGUGAUAAUCAGUUGAGGACAGAACGGACUUUAAACAAAUGUGGAAAAUCUGAUGAUCUACUGAAUCUCCCCCCCCUGGAUCUAGUAGUAUGGAUGUACUUAUAUUUGGAGUCCUGGUGGCAACAACUUUGUGUAUGUGUGGUGCCACAGGAGUUGACCAAGAAGAUGGUUAUGCCAAUGAUGACAAAUUGCUAGAUUUGUUAGAAGAAAUAGAGCUAAGAAGGUUAAUGAGCAAAUUCAAAGGGAAGGUUGGAUUCAAAAAGAUACACCAGAACGACCAAGGUAGAGCUGACCAAGGAGCCGGAUCAGGUAAAUAUUAUGGACCAGUUGGAAAUCGAAGGCCUCCAAAGCUACCUAAAUUUGCAAUGCAAGAUGACCCAUUACAGGGAACAAACAAAUAUAGACCUAAGUCUCCCUCUUCAUAUCGACCAAUUGGGAAGCAGAAAACUGGCUCUCCAAAGGUUUCCCAAGCAGACAAAGCCCCAAACAUACCAUAUAGUCCAGAAUGCUCGGUGUACAAAAACAAGUACAAACUAAUGGAAGACAAGAACCCGUGUUUCUUCAGAGAGUGUAAGGGUAGCAAAUUUUCUGACCCAAUACGAUGCAGAGAUGGCCUUGGAGUUCCAGAUGAGGUUCUGAAUGAAGUUUUUCCUCCUAAAUACCCCUGUACUAAGCCAAUGAAGGAGUGUAAAGCGACAUUGAGUGAUAAGGGAGUUACUAACGUGAAUGUGGACGUGUGUGGUAUAGAUCUGAUUUGGGUCGUAGAUAUCUCGUGCUCAAUAUCGAAUGCUGACAAACUAAAGGUCAAAAACUUCAUCCUCGCAGCAACUAAGCAACUGCCAGUGCGUCCACCAUUCACUCAAGUUGGAGCGCUGGCAUUUUCAGAAAAGGCAUACCACAUAUUGUAUAUGAACUCUUACAAUAAUAAAAAUAAGGUACUGAAGGCGCUCUCAAUAAUGCCCUUGACCCCUGACAAGUGUGCAACGGCCACAUAUGAAGCAUUGUAUGAGACUAGGGUAACAUACCUCAGUAAAUCCAGAGGAAACAGACCAGAUAAACCAGACAUAGUGGUAGUAUUGACGGACGGGAAGACACACCCUCCAGAAAAGGCUCCAGAGACCAUUCUGAGGGCUAAGGAAUUGAAGGCUACUGGUGCUCAAGUAUUUGUCCUUUCACUGCCUAACAUAAAAACGCUCCCUGGCACAGAUGAAUGGAGGGCCAUUGCAUCAUCAGAGAAGAACAUUUAUACCUUGGAUUCAUUCGACGCAUUAAAAGGAAUGAUUAAAGAAAUUACUCGAAAAGCUUGCAGUGUAUUGUAAAAACUGGAGUAUCACAACUUCCUGAGUUACUUUACAAAAACAUUUUUAGCGAUUUUACUAAGCAUGCAUAUGCGUCACUUUUCAAAAACAUUUUUUUCGUGAUUUUACACGGAAUGCAUGUUAUGACUGGUUUCAUGUGCUUCAACGUGUUAACACUGAAACCCCGGUGUAGUCUAGCUUUAAUGUUAAACAAACUAUGAAUAUGUUGGAAUAUGUAUGCUUUAUGCCUUUAAUUGUACAUUAUAUGAUGUUAAAUACUAGGAAAAACCCUUUGGCCAUUAGUUUCCCU